AUUUCCAAAUACAGACUUCUCAUCUCCUCUUUUGCUGCAGGGUGUCUACUACCUGGUUGAAAAUGGACUUCUUGAAUGGCGAUCAGACUCGGUGGCAGAGUUUCUCUACAAAGAAGAAGGACUGAAUAAAACCGCCAUCGGCAACUUUCUAGGAGAAAGGGAAGAAAUGCAUCUGGAGAUACUGAAAGCUUUUGUGGGUCUACACGAGUUCUCAGAUCUGAAUUUGGUGCAGGCGCUGAGACAGUUUCUGUGGAGCUUUCGUCUCCCGGGAGAAGCUCAAAAGAUUGACAGGAUGAUGGAGGCGUUUGCAACUCGCUACUGUGACUGUAACCCAGGGGUCUUCCAAUCCACAGACACCUGCUACAUCCUGUCUUUUGCUAUCAUCAUGCUCAACACGAGUCUCCACAACCCCAACGUGAAAGACAAACCCAGUCUGCAGCGAUUUGUCUCCAUGAACAGAGCCAUAAACAACGGGGAGGACCUGCCCACCGAGCUGCUCACGGUCAGCUGCUUUCUUUUUAUUCCGCAUCUUCAGGUGGUACAAAAACAAAAGAGCAAAAUGGCGACAACAUGAUAAAGCUGGAAUGUCAGGUGACUGUGGAGGAGAGACGUUCUUGCAAAACGACAAUAAAGAAACACAUAAGAACACGAGGAUACCCAACGGGGCUGCAAAAAGACACACAAUG
Molecule: messenger RNA, 686 nt
Organism: Stegastes partitus (bicolor damselfish)
Lineage: Eukaryota; Metazoa; Chordata; Actinopteri; Pomacentridae
Product: cytohesin-2-like
Exons: 4
Coding region: 167-574 (135 amino acids)
Biological process (GO): regulation of ARF protein signal transduction
Molecular function (GO): guanyl-nucleotide exchange factor activity
Source: RefSeq, a predicted model, not a curated record